Messenger RNA from Chelmon rostratus (copperband butterflyfish), 1200 nucleotides. Its product is annotated as transmembrane protein 237A-like. The coding region runs from base 10 to 1134 and encodes 374 amino acids. Lineage: Eukaryota; Metazoa; Chordata; Actinopteri; Chaetodontiformes; Chaetodontidae. The record is from RefSeq and is a predicted model, not a curated record. Gene Ontology annotation, biological process: cilium assembly. The transcript is spliced from 10 exons. Gene Ontology annotation, cellular component: ciliary transition zone.
GAAGCCAAAAUGCCAACCGUCAAGAGCAAGAAGAAGAAGCCGAAGAAGGAGGUCAACGAUGGCGAGGAGCAGGGGGAAGUGGGGCUGGAGGUGGAGAUGGAGCAAGUGACCAACAGGGGCCAGUCUGACAACAGAGACCCUUUGACCCCAGAGCCACAGGAUCCAGCACCACAGAAGAAGAAGAAAAAGAAGAGGGCGCCUACUAUCGAUCAGGACACGCAACACGCCGACAUGCCGAACGGAGACGUGGACGAACCCGUCGUGGACGGAGAGGAAAUGACCGUGGCUGUGACCAGGAAGACGAAAAGGAAGAGGAAGGUGAAGGCCACGGAGCACUACAGCAAUGACCUGGGAGCCGAAGACGACGAUAUCAUCGCAGACGCCCAGUCCCCCAUCCCCCAGCAUUCCCUGUUCUCCGCCCCCCACGGACACAGCCAGCCGGUUGGUCGAGUCUUCGUGGAGAGAAACAGGCGUUUCCAGGCAGACCGGGUUGAGCAGCUCCGACACUCUGAGCUGAUGGAUGACUACAUGGACCCCAGGCAGAUCUGGACCACCAGAGACGUCGCCAUGAGGGUCCACAGUGGCUUCAGGGUGAUCGGGCUCUUCUCUCAUGGUUUCCUGGCCGGCUACGCCGUGUGGAACAUCAUCGUUGUGUACGUGUUGGCCGGCGAGCAGAUGACCACGCUGCCCAACCUGCUGCAGCAGUACCACCUGCUGGCCUACCCGGCUCAGUCUCUGCUCUACCUGCUGCUGGCCAUCAGCACCGUGUCCGCGUUCGACAGGGUGAACCUGGCCAAGGCCUCCAUGGCGCUGAGAGGCUUCCUCACACUGGACCCUGCUGCUCUGGCUUCUUUCUUAUAUUUCAUAGCCCUGAUCCUGUCCCUCAGUCAGCAAAUGACCAGCGACCGGAUCAACCUCUAUCCCACGGCCAACGAGACUCUAUGGCCUCCGGGUUCAGAGCAGCAGAUCUUGCGGCCGUGGAUCGUGGUGAACCUGGUGGUGGCGCUGUUGGUGGGCCUGGCCUGGGCUGUCGUCUCCACGCGGCCGGACGUCGACUACACAGAAGAGUUCUUGAUGACGAUGGAAGUGGAGGGGUACCCAAGAGGAGACGAGACUCUGGACGUUGCUGCCUGAAACUCAACAACAUCGCCAGUUUUCUUGUUCACUUCAUGUAUGUUUUUGUACAGUUUGUGAUCUAGC